AGUUAAGAGGAAGAGAGGUGGGGCAGAGGCGGUCUUUUAUUCUGCUCAGUGCUACAGCCACAGAGAGAGAGAGGGAGAGAGAGAGCCAGAGGGAGAGAGGGAUAUACACUUUCUUGUCGACAGUGGCAGGCAGAUGCAGAGGGAGCAAGCAGAAUCAACAGAGAGGGAAAAAGACAGAUGAGAGUAACACAGCGGGAGGAGGGGAGUCUGAACUCAUCCGUCUGCACAAGGAAAGAAGACCUUUGAUGAGCCUCAGACCCAACCAUCAGAUGUGGACUUUUUGCUUUCAACCAAGGAAAUGGGUCUUCAGUUUUCGCCCAUAGUGGAUAUCAUAUAUGAUGUUGAAGCACAACUAUGCCAUGGACUAGUGGUCUGACUUACUUACAAUAAUUCAAAUGAUCCUCAUGUGUGGGAACAAUGUUGGGAGGAAGAAAACAACCACAUAUUAAGGAACAUCUAAUGACCACACAAAAUAAAUAAAUACUAAAUAGAGAACCAGAUUAUGGAGUUCCUUUCUAUUUUUCCAAGGGAACUAUGUGAAAUACUUCUUUGGACUGCACCAUGUGGACACUCCUGGCUAUCCUGCACUGUGAAAAGAACUGUAAAACUGUGUGUUUGAGUGAAUUUGUGGGCGCAUUUGUGUAUACCCAUGGUGGUAUGACACAGUGGAGGUGAGAGGGGAAGACAUUUUCAGACCAUUUUUUUCAUUACAAUGAGAGUUCCAGCCACUCUGGCUGCAGUCUCCUGUCUUUGUCCUCUGGUUGUCUUCCUAUGUGUUGUCUCCCAGAGUUGUUAUGGGACCCGGGUCAAUUUGAGCCCUCAUGCUAACCCUAACCCCAGUCUCUACCCAAACCCGAGGCUCAAGCCACUGCCUGAAGCGACCCCAAUCCCAACCAAAAGUCCUGACAAACAUAAGACUCCACUGAGGUCCAGCCAGCUCUUGAGUUCUAGUCAGAACCUCUGGACCAAGUUUCAGUUAAAACCUAGGCUUGACACCAUGUCCUAUCUUACAGAAAACUACAGGUCCAAUACAAACUUUCCAUCAGCAAUUUCCCCGGCCGCAACAAGCUCAAAUAUCAAACUCAACAAUCCUAAGCAGUCUUCAAAAAUCAACCCCAUAACCAAUCCAAAACCAGUUCUUGGAUCUCUGUGGCAGCCCAAGCCAGAGGCAGUUCACAACUCUAAGGUAGUGACUGGGCCUACGACCAAUACUCAUUCACUCCCCAACACUAAAUUAUCUUCAUUAUCCAAUCCUAAUCAAAGGUCCAACUCAUCUGGUACUAUGAACCUGAGCACAUACUACAAUGCUAGCUCGGCUUCUCUAUCCAAUCCUAAAUACCAUUCCAAACUCCGACCUUCUUUUCAAACAAAUGCCAAAUCUGACUCGAAGAUCUUAAACCCAAGCUCCAGAACAUCCAUAAGAGCACAGAGGAACCAGACCAAGUUGUUGGAGACAGACAAAGAUUCUCAUCAUCGGCCAAAGAGAGGCUGGAUCUGGAACCAGUUCUUUGUUCUGGAGGAACACAUCGGACCUGAACCUCAGUAUGUCGGAAAGCUCCACUCCAACUCUGACAAGGGCGAUGGCUCUGUGCGAUACAUCCUGUCUGGUGAGGGGGCCGGGUCUGUCUUUAUCAUUGACGAGACAACGGGUGACAUCCACGCUGGCAAGAGCCUUGACCGUGAGAGGAAGUCCCAGUAUGUCCUACACGCAAGGGCCAUCGACCGGCGGACAAACCGCUCACUGGAGGCAGAGUCAGAGUUUAUCAUCAAGGUCCAGGAUGUCAAUGACAACGCUCCAACAUUCCCUGAUGGGCCGUUCUCAGCCACUGUGCCUGAGUUGUCUGAUAUUGGUACCUCAGUUUUCCAGGUGGCAGCCUCAGAUGCAGAUGACCCAACCUACGGGAACAGCGCCAAGAUAGUUUACAGCAUCCUGGAGGGACAGCCCUACUUUUCUAUUGACCCCAAGACAGGUAUCAUCCGUACAGCAAUGUCCAACAUGGACCGUGAGACCAGGGACCACUAUGCUGUGGUGAUCCAGGCCAAAGACAUGGCGGGCUCGGUCGGAGGACUGUCAGGAUCCACAACUGUCAACAUCACCCUCACUGAUGUCAAUGACAACCCUCCAAAGUUUCCACAGAAGAGUUACCAGCUGUAUGUGCCAGAGCUGGCUCCAGUAGGGAAGGCAGUGGGUCGGAUCAGAGCCAACGAUGAGGAUGAAGGGCAGAACGCUGAGAUGACCUACAGCAUCACUAAUGCUGACGCUGCUGCCAUCUUCACCAUCACCACUGACGCAGAGCACAGAGAGGGAAUCAUUUCCCUCAAGCAGCGUCUGAACUAUGAGAAGAGAAAAGUGCACACACUCAACAUCGAAGGCUCCAACACUCACCUAGACUCCCGCUUCUCCCACCUGGGGCCGUUUAAAGAUUCCACUUCACUGCGAGUCAUUGUGGGGGAUGUGGAUGAGCCUCCUGUCUUCUCCAUGGACUACUACAUUAUGGACGUGUAUGAAAACUCACCUGCUGGCACCCAGGUUGGCACUGUAACUGCUGUGGACCCUGAUAGUACCAACAGCGCUGUCAGGUACUUUAUAGAAAAUGAAGAGGACAGACCUUUGUAUUUCACCAUUGGGGUGAACAGCGGCAUCAUCAGGACCACCAAGGUUCUGGACCGGGAGGAAACGGCAUGGCACAACAUCACUGUGAUGGCUGCAGAGGUUGAUAAUCCACGUAUGGUCAGCCAUGUCCAGGUCACAAUCCAGGUCCUAGAUGUCAAUGACAACGUUCCAUCCAUCUCUGGGGGCAACAGUGCCAUUGUAGUGUGUUCAGGCACCAAAAAUGGACAGGUGAUUCAGACCAUCCGAGCAGCAGAUUUGGACAACUUUGCAAAUGGAAAGUUCUCCUUCUAUGUGCCUGCUGAGCAUCAAGUUGAUGCAAAUUUUACUGUGAAGGACAACGGAGACAACACUGUCAGUAUAGUAUCUCGUCGGCGGGAAGUCUUCAGCCAGGACAGAGACCAGGACUUCUUCAGCCUGGUGGUGGUGGUGGCUGAUGGUGGGGAGCCUCCUCUAAGCAGCACCACUACGCUCUCCCUCAGGGUGUGUGUUUGUCAGAGGAACACCAGGGGGCGCAACAGCAACAACAUCUGUCAGGCCCAGGCCUUCCUGUCCUCAACUGGUCUCAGCACUGGGGCCUUUGUGGCCAUACUUCUGUGUAUCAUCAUAUUAUUAGCCAUAGUGGUUCUGUUUGCACAGCUACGAAAUAAAAAAGCAAGCAAAGAGCCACUGAUUCUCUCGGAAGAGGACAUCAGAGAAAAUGUGGUAACCUAUGACGAUGAGGGAGGUGGGGAGGAGGACACUGAGGCCUUUGACAUUGCUGCACUUCGAAAUCCCAAAGCCUCUGAGCCUAACGGGAAGUUCCACACCUACCUUGGUCGUGGACAAAGCCUAUGCAGAGAGCAGGAUGAGUUUGAGGAUGAUGAGGAGGGGACUGUGGUGGUGAGGAGGAGGAAAGCUCGGCAGGUAGAUUAUGGGAACUACAGCCCAGAGUCGGAACCGGCCUGGUUUAUCAUUGACUGCGUUCCCCGAGAGAUCAGCCAGUCAGCGCCUUCUCUUCUGCUGGACAGUCAUGACAUCAUUCAGCAGAUCAUCCAGCAGAAGGUGGCCGAGGCAGACUGUGACACACGGGGCCCACCUUAUGACUCACUUCAAACAUAUGCUUAUGAAGGCCUCGGGUCCUUGGCUGGGUCAGUCAGCUCUUUGGGCCUGACUGCAGCAGUGCCCGAACUAAACUAUGCCGACCUAGAAGACUGGGAACCAGAGAGGCAAACACUAGAACAAACUGCUGGAGAGUAGCUGGCUACAGGCCACGCUAACCCAGAAAGAUUUCCAUCCAAAAGUUCCCUUUUUUUUCCUUUGGCCAGAUUUGCUGAAGUAAAUUACUUAUGCCAUUUAAACCUGAGUGCAAGGAUACAAAAUUACUGCUGCAAAAAGUUGGCAGUUAGGAACUGUGAUAUCAGUGGAUCAGCCAUUAACAUAUAACAGGAGAGAAGAACACACACUGGCUGAAGGGAAAGUUAGUUGAGUACUUGACUGAAAUGAGGGACAGAAUGUAAAAUGAAGAAGACGUGUUUUAAAAUGAAAGGUCCAUUUGCAGACAGUUUCCUGCCUCCACUCUGCUUGUUAGGUGAGUUAGUGGGAAAGGUACAUCUGGUCCUGAGCCCAAAGGAUUCUGAUCUCCACUGUUGCUGAAACUCCAGUCAUGUAAAAAUCCUUGCACAGCUACCCCGCAGAUGAAUAACAAAUUGGCUUAGAGCAUGAUGACCCCAGGUCCAUGGUUCAGGUCACCAGUCAUUUACUGGCUUAAAUAAUGGGAGCAUGGAGUUUUAUUGAUUUGUUAUUCAUAAAGACAAACAUGAGGCCAACUGUGGUCUGCUCUGAUGGUCUGACUGGAAGACUCACAGAUUUUCUAAAGGGCAAAGAAAGCUACAGGUCCUUCCUCUGAGGAUUGUUGAAUUCUCAUUAUUUAUCAAAAGACAAAAUAAAAUUAAAAAUUAAAAAUGUAAGUCCCUAAAUAUGUCUGCAUGUGCAUAGUGGCAGCAGGACCGUGGAGCAUCAGCCUCUCAGGUACAGGUUAGUGAAGGUUAGCUAAUCCAAAUUCCAGUUUCACGAUCAUGCUCUGAGUCUGAUAAUAGAACAAACUGCCAAGAAUAUAAGGUGAACGCUCAUAGCCAUUUUUUCCACUGCAGGAACUUAACAACCCAUAACCUAAGCUAUUAUCAGUGGUUACUAUACUCUCUCCACUGUCUUGAAAAUGUUGGUUGGUUCUUCUGCAGUCGUGUUAUUGGCUGCAGAGACUGUGUUUCUCACAUGGUUUAUCUUGUGUCAGUCCACAAUUCUUCUCAGUGUUCAUGUAUCUGCUGGGUGAUAUUAUCAGGCAACAUAGCAUAAAACACAGCUAUGCUAAAAAUUCUCUGCUAUACAUUUCAGUUGAAGCUGAUGGACCCGUAGGUACCUGCAUAUCCACCAUUAAUAUUUUGAUUAACAACCAACCUUAAAGUUCAAUGAAGACACAGGUGAAAGGUCUUUUACUUCACCUGAAGAUCAAGUCUCUACUAUGUUUGGCAAUCUGUCAGCUCUGAUGAAAUCUGAAAACUGAUCAGACCUUACCUUCUACACAUUCUGUUCACAGGAUCCAGCUAAAUUCAAAACUCUGCCACACAAAGAAAAAUACAACAGUUAGACUGAUUGUAGGGCAUUGAUACCACAUUCUUUUUGAUGUUUUCCUGUUGUACAAAAUUUGCCACUUUAGAUACACAAAAUUGAAAAAGAACAACAGGACCGACUGGCAUCAUCUUGUAACUGAUUUUAGUUUCAUUUGUAUGUCAACAUGAAGUACAAGAUUAUACUCCUACAGAAAAUCAAGGGCACUGCUGGGGCUGACACUAAACUUUGUCCUGCAUGUUGCAGUUUUCAGUUUGCUCUGUUACACACAUUUCAGCCCUGUCACCAGACAAGAACACAGACAUUGGACAAUUCUACUAAACCCUAAAUUAUGUUCAUUUAUGAUUAUUUUUAACAUGCAAUGCAAUGCCAAAUUCUUACUGUCAUCAUUUUGUUUGGGAAAAGAUCAUGAUAUAACUGUCUAAGUUAUGAUUAGGUUUAGGCAACAAACCCUCUUGAUUACAGUUAAUAAACCUCUGGUCUCCUCUAUGAAAGUCAGACACUGUCCACACCCUUAGUUUCUGCAUCACUUCAUUGUCGUCACGUCUAAUAUGAACAGAAUUCCCGGUAAGACCAUGCUUGCACAUCGUCAUCAGCAAUUUAUAUUAUUUUUUAUCAUCUUUUGUAUUUUUUUUCUGCAUUGUUUGGCUGAGUGUUGCAUUUCCACUUUUCUAGACACUGAGAAAUCCUUUGGUCCAACUUUUGUUUUUAACCUCUGAUUCCCUGUGAACAGACCUCUCUCCCCAAAUACUAAUGACACUGUCAUUACAACAGCUGUUACCUAUUGUUCUCUUUUUCUUUAAACUAUUGGUUGCAGGAUACAGUAGCAAUGUGUCGUAAAGUUGUUAAUGUGUUAGUAGUCACUCUUAAUAGUAAAUCUGCUUGACUAAACACAGUCACUUUACAUCAGUUCAGUAUUGUUUGUAUAGCUCUAUAUCACAAAUCAUUCAUCUCCAGAUCAGGCAGAGCCCAUGGCAACACAUUACAUUUUAUUUAAUUAUGUUCCUGCAGUGGAAAAGAGCUAUUUGUCAACUGUACCAGUUUCAACCCACGUCUGUGAAACAGCCGCUGAUAAUUCAUUCUUCAGAACAGUGACAAAGAUGCAGUGGAAUCUGCUUCUUUGCUCCACUCCACCUCCACCUCCACCCCUCACUCUCCUGGUAACAUUUCUUAUUUACUUAAAUAUCUGGAAAUUUGUAUUUCAGUAUGCUUUUUCUUUUCACUGAACUGAUAUUGGUGAAAGGACUGUAUCUUUUCAGAGUGGAAAUCAAUCAAUACCAGAAUAAUAAUAAGGAAAAUUGAAGAAAUUAAGCCUGUUUUCCCUGGUGUAUAUUUUUAUUGAUGAAUAAAAAAAACAGUGAUUUCAGAAAAGCUGUUUGAUUAUGUGCUUAAAUAAGUUUUUGAUCCAUAUCCGCAAAGCUUGAAAAGUGCCAAAUUUUAUACAUAUUUUUCUAUUCUUAGCUCUGGUGUGGCAGAUUUGGGAUUCUUACAUAUUGUGAUAAAUAUGGAUUUUCUUGAUGUGUCAUCUGACCCUACACUGUCUGUAAAAAAAAUCCACUUUCUUCGUAUUGCUUCUUCUCCUUCUUUUUUCCAGUGCUCUAACUGAUUAACAGAGAAAUAAAUACCUCACCCAAAGAGCAUGAAAAGUUUUUAAUUGGGGCCUGUGCAGUAUACUGUGUGUAAUCAUUGGCUUCAGAUGCCUCAAAGUGCAGCUUUUACAGCCAUCAAGGGAUUUGUAAAUCUGCCCAGGAAAGAGUUUGCCUGUUGGUGAACCUACAUACCUCAUCCCUGGAGGCUCAAUAGGGGACAUAAAUAAAUCACCAUUUAAGUCUUUUGUUAGCUUUCCCAAUGAUUAAUACAGUCUGUGUUCCAGGCCCGUUAUUUUGAAUGAGCAGAGUUAUUUAACAUUCAGCUUUUUACAUUAUAUUUUGUAAAGCAUGAAAAAUGACUGUGUCAGUUCUUCAUUAAUUCGGCUUCACGCAGCAUGGUAUUUUAUUUCACAUGUAGAGGAGAAUGCUUAGGUUGCCUAUUCUUAGGUGUUUGCUAAUUACCAAUUUCUUGGAUAAAGAAAAAAAAAUGGAGUGGAGGAAAGGUUUAAAAACACAAAAUCAUUUUCAAAUAAGCUCUGGCAUCACA
Molecule: messenger RNA, 7354 nt
Organism: Lates calcarifer (barramundi perch)
Lineage: Eukaryota; Metazoa; Chordata; Actinopteri; Centropomidae
Product: cadherin-18-like
Biological process (GO): homophilic cell-cell adhesion; multicellular organism development; adherens junction organization
Cellular component (GO): catenin complex; adherens junction; plasma membrane
Molecular function (GO): cadherin binding; calcium ion binding
Source: RefSeq, a predicted model, not a curated record